UAACUUCUCAAACUGCCCUGACAGGUCAUGUAAGGACAUUUUGGCAGACAGCCGGGUGGGGAAACGAAUGAGUUAAGGGCCCGCUUUAAACUGUGUUUAAUGCCACUUUUUUUCCUGAACAGCGCAUAACUAAAUCCGCCUCGUAAAGAGUUUAAUGUAGUAAUAUUGUCCAUUUUGCUAAGUUUUCGAAAUUGUUAGAGCACCGAGAGUCGCCGAGGAAUGACGUCAGGACGCAUCACAUUGAAUGAUGACGCCGUUUGAUCAUUAAAAAAAAAAAAUCAGCCGUUAAAAAAUAUCAGAGAAUUAGGUCAGCAAACUAACACAGUGCCACGUUAUGAAUGUAACUACCGUGUUUCUGAUUGUGUAACUUUUACAAAAGCGCGACCUGAGCGUAAAAUAACCUGCUCCGACGAGGAGAGAGAUGUCCGGUGUUUCCAGCAUCUGCAGACGGGGGCCGUAGACCGGUAGGUCUGUCUGUCUGCCUCCCUCCGCUGGGUUUGGGAGACCCGCAAGCCCAAAUAACGUUAACGCUACUGUAGUCCCGGACAGGCUGGGACUGAAUGGUUAGCCGGGGGAAGGAGAGACACCGACCGAUACCACCAGACUCUGCUCUGCAGAGACCCAGGAAAUUACUUCUCGCCUCGUCUCGACAGCCUGGUAGCAACACUGUGCACAUUUCAGUAGUUCCAAAACACAUAAUUCAAGGACUCUAGCAUGUGAACACAACCACCUAAGACAUGUGAGCCUCGACACUUCUGUCCCAGAUCUUCUUUACCCUGAGGAGAAGUAAACAGAGUUUGGUUUGACAAUGUCGAGCCGCCGGAAAUCGACCACACCUUGCAUGGUGCUGCCCUCUGAUGUGGUGGAGCAGGAAGAGGUGGAGGAGAAAACAGAAAGGACAAAGGAGGAAGAGGCGGGGGAGGAGGAGGGGAAGGUAAAGGAGGGAGCAGAGGAGGGCCCGACUGCAGAGGAGCUGAAUCAAGCAGUGGUGGUUGUCCCCACCCCUCCAGAGACAGAUGAGCCCAGUGUCUCUACUGUAGACGACAGCGAAGUCCUCAGUCCCUCACUGAAGCGCAGCGCUACAAACCCUCCUGAGGAUCCAGCCAGCGACCAGCCGACCCAGGAACAACAGUGUGAUACACCCGAGGAGGGAGGAGCAGACCCUGCCGCGGCUGCUGCCAUCUCUCUCAGCAAGACCCCCAUCAUGAGGAUGAAGACCAAAUCUGAACCCAAGAGGAUCGCCGUGUCCCUGAAAUCAGCAGACGAGGCGGUGGAGGGUUUUGGAGGGGGCGGCGAGGGAGAGUUGGGCGGAGAGCAGGAGCCCAUCGAAGCUCCUCUGGGGCCGAUGACACCUGUGGAGAUGCUGCUGCACGACUCCAUGAAGCUCGGGGGAGGCGGCUUGCUGGUCAGCCCGCCCUCAGAGCAGCAGAGGAAAUCUUCCACUUUAAACCCCACAGUUCUACCUGCUGGCCUGGCACAGGUGCUUUCUGCUUUCCAGGCCCAGCAGAGUGCAGCAGCUCAGUCUCAGCUACUGAUUCCCCUCAGCAGCAUCCCCUCCUACAGUGCAGCUAUGGACACCAACCCCCUGCUGGGCAGCACAUACAAGAAGUUUCCUUACCCCUCCAUGGCUGAGAUCAGCAGCCUGGCAGCCCAGACACAGUUCACAGAGGAGCAGAUCAAGGUGUGGUUCUCAGCCCAGCGGCUGAAACACGGUGUAAGCUGGACUCCAGAAGAAGUAGAGGAGGCCAGGAGGAAACAGUUUAAUGGCACAGUGCACACAGUGCCUCAGACCAUCACUGUCAUACCUGCUCACCAACUCUCAGCAGCUGCCAACGGCCUGCAGUCCAUUCUUCAGACCUGCCAGAUAGUGGGGCAACCCGGCUUGGUGUUCACACAGGUCGGCCCAGGGGGGAACCUUCCAGUGACCAGUCCAAUCACUCUGACAGUGGCAGGGCUGCCCAGCCAGUCUCAGAGCUCCAGCAGAGUUUCCUGCCUGCCCACCCCAACAAACAGUGAGCUGAAACGGGCUACCACUGUCCAGCCUCCCUCUCUUUCUCCACAGGAGAACUCGGCCCUCAGCGCUGACACAUUCAGUUUGCGGCCUAAGAAGUCCAAAGAGCAGCUGGCAGAGCUGAAAGCCAGCUACCUGAAAAACCACUUUGUCACUGAUGCAGAAAUCGCCCGGCUAAUGAAGCUCACCAACCUGACAAAGGGAGAGAUCAAGAAAUGGUUCAGUGACACCAGGUACAACCAGCGCAACUCCAAGAACAGCCAUGUCAUUGUUUUCCAUGACGGAGGGGGCAGAGGAAGUGGCGGCUGUGGUAGCAGUGCUAGCACCACCAUUGUUAUUGACUCAAGCGAUGAGACCCCCACAUCCCCCCAUCCUCCACGCACCCCUCCUGUGAAGGAGAAGGAGACUCGGCCCAAAACAUGGAAUCCAUUCCCAGAUUUUACCCUGCAGAAGUUUAAGGAGAAGACUCCGGAGCAGCUGGUGGUGCUGGAGGAAAGUUUUGAGAAAAGCAGCACCCCAUCAGAUGAAGAACUGAGUCGCCUGAGGACAGAGACUAAACUGACGCGGAGGGAGAUUGAUGCCUGGUUCACAGAGAGACGAAAAAUGCCAUCUGUCAGUACUUCCUCCCCGGAUUCUUCAGACGGAGGAAAGAUGGAGACAAACGGAGCAAAAGCAGGAGAAGGAGCAACGGGAGGCAGCUCUUCUUCUCUUUCUGCCUCCUCAUCUCGUAAAGGAAGUCAAACUCCUCCCGGCGGUCGCAGUAAGCAGUUCCCCACCAGCAGCAGCAGCAACAAAGACACGAAAGAUAGGAGUAAAAAGACUCCGGAGCAGCUCCAUAUUCUGAAAAGUGCCUUCGUGCGGACCCAGUGGCCCACACCAGAGGAGUACGACCAGCUGGCAGAAGAGAGCGGCCUCCCUCGGUCCUACAUCGUCAGCUGGUUCGGGGACUCUCGGUACUCGUGGAAGAACAGUAACCUGAAAUGGUUCUUCCAGUACCAAAGCGGCAACGUCGAAGGGCCAAAUGGCGGAGGAAGCAAUAAAAUGGGAAGCAGCAGCAGCACCGGUCGAAAAAGACGUGUCCGAAAUCGUGGUUGGGGGCGGUCCCGUACCAGAAAGCAGCCAAGAAGGUCGGCCUCUUUCAGUGCAGAUGUCGACAGAUCCCCCCCGUCAAAGAAAUUCAAGAGUGGGAGGGAGAUUCUGAAGGAGUACUACCUGAAGCACCAUUUUCUCAAUGAGCAGGACCUUGAUGAGCUUGUCACCAAGACCAACAUGAGCUAUGAACAGGUGAGGGAGUGGUUCGCCGAGGUCCAGCGACGCUUGGACACGGGGGCAGAUCCCUUCCUGGAGCCGGCUGUAGGAAGGACAGAUGGAGACAGAGGAGGGGGGGAGGAGACGCAGGGAGAGCCCUCGACGGCCACCGAGGAGCAGACCGACACAGGGAUGGGAGACGAGGAUGAUGAUGAAGGAGACGAGGAGGAUGACGGUGAUGACACGGACGACAGUGAGGUUUGGGAGCCGUCACGUAGCGUCAGGAAAUCCUUGUCAGUUUCUGAAGACUAAUGAUUGUGGGAAGCGCGGUGAAACGUUACAGAAUGUGGUAUGAUCAAUGCUGGAAGACAGUCAGCUAAACCAAGUCUUGAUUUGCAUGUGUACUCCUUUGCAAAAUGAAUUCACUGUUUUUUCAAACUGUUUCUAAAUCACGUCUACAUGAGACUAACAGAUGGACUAUUAGCUUUAGCUCACUACUACUUAUCUUAUAUACUGUAAGUAAUGUGUAACAGCUUAGGCAAGAAUCACAGUAAAGGAGUUGUUAGCAAACCCUACGAAUCUUAAGUGGCACACCAAACUUUGAUAAAGCUUAAAAAACAGCAGUUACACUAUUUCAUCAAAAGGAAUACCAUGAAGGGCAAUCUUCAAGCUGAAGAUGAAAACUGUUGUGAUGAAAUAGUUACCCAAAAAGAUGGUGUGUCCCGACACAUCCAUACAUCCUUCUUUAGAAGCAACUGAUGAAUACCGACUGUUGUAAAUGAGAGAUUUUAGGAGGAAUUGACAGUUUUAAUGUCCACCCUGCCCCUUGUUAAAUUUGCACUCCUUGCUUGCAACACAUUUAUGCUGCAUUUCCUUGAGAAGGAGUGUUUGUUAUGCUGUUAUGAGCACAGGCCUAAUUUCAAAUUUCUAUCUCCAAUGUUAUGAAUGUUUCACCCAUGGUCCCAAACCAACAGCGCACACAGAAGAAAAGUUGUGUUUACAAAGGUGCUUAAAAACAUAUCACAGCUAGAUGUCACUCCUGAGAAAUGUCCCCAACGAAACUAGAAUACAUCUAUUUGUGGAGCUGGUUUAUUUUAGCUGUUACAGUAUCUUUUUUUUUUCUAGCACCUGUGAAGAUCAUCGCAAGGACCAGAUAUGAAUCAGCAGGUUGUUUGAGCUGACAUGGACUGAUAAUGACACUGAAAGUCAGGCAUUUUAUCUCUCAGGGAUAAACGCCUAAAACGAAAUGAGAGAAAGUACCUUAAUGCUGAAUGAAUGCCAUGCUUUUAAACAUCACAGGAUGUCUACUCAAGUCUUCCCUUUAUAGUGGCUUGUAGUUUCAUGAUUAUUAGUAGUAUUAUAGAUUUUUAACUGAACACCUACAGAUCUGAUGGAAAAAUGCCACAGUAUGCGUUUAAUAUGCACUGCUAUUAAUGUUUUUAAACUAACUUUUCACCUUUUGAUAGAACACAUGUGCUAUUAUGACCUUUUUAAAGGGUGUAAUGUAGAUUCAGACAGUGUGCGGCUGUUGUCCCAAAGUCGAAUGUGUUGUCUACUGAGCAGUGAGCUACAGGCGGAGGCACAUUUAGUGAACUAAAUAAUGGCCACUGUGAGGCAGACCUCUGGGUCCACUGAAAUAGUAAUAGAAACAGAAAUAUUUCACUGCCGUGUUUCACUUAGAAUUUACUCGUUCACUGGUGGGCCUCUGAUGGGUUGGAUGGAUGGACUGAAUUUUAAGAUGGGGAUGCAUUUUCCCCAAACCAUGUAAAAAAUAAAGCACCAGCUGCAGCUCCAGUGUAAAUUUAGACUAAGUCAAUCCACAAGUUAUCACUUUGACAAGACUGCAAUCGCCACCAAAUCACCGACACCUUGCCUUUAAGUUUGGGCUCAUCUGCUCAUGUCAAAAACAAGGCCUGUGGAUCAUUCCAGGUCUUGACCAGUACUUUAAGAAAGACUGUUUAACUGUAUUUCAAAUAAUAAUUUGACUCCAGUCUGCACUGAAGAGAAAAACGUGAAGCACCUAAACUAAACUUUUUUUAAAAUGCACUUUGUCCACUUGUGAACAUAGUGGACUAAAUCCUGAUUAGGCACCUUAAUCACUUAUUAUACCAUUAAAUGGCUCUGAGAGACCAUCUGUUUUGUAUUACUACAAACUGAACCAGUAUUUUGCCUUUUUUAUCCUCAGUGUGUUUUCAGGAGGAGGAAUCAGUUUAUCCACUUUUCUAAAAAUGUGUUGUUUCAUAGUUGGAUGUUUAUAAGGCUCAAAAAAACUAGAACAAUCACCCACCGCUUUCUUUCGCUAAAUUGCACAAUUUGAGCCCCAUUUUUAAUAUUUUCUCCUUUUGAAAAUGCACACGUGUUAUAUUUGUCGUUGUUUUAUAUUGUUGCUUUAAAUCGUGGGAAUUGUCUCCCAUCUUUCCUUCUCUGCUCCCACAUACCCCUGUCUGACUCUUUAGCCCUCUCCUCCAGGCCACUUUUGUAAAAUGAAUGCCUAGACUCUUGAUGUGCACUUGUCUACAACACAGGGAGACAGACAGACAGACAGACAGACAGGGCUAAAGGGACAUCUUCAAAAGGCUGAAACUGUCUAGAAAUUUUAAACAGACAUUCUUGGAAAAUUCAUUCUCUCUCCUGGAAGGAAUUGUUGUGAUGCCUGAAGAAACAGCACAGCAUUCCCUCUGUGGUCUAUCUACCAAAUAACGCUCCUCUUUCCAACUGUUUCCUUCACGCUUUACGGCUUUAAAUUGACAGGACAAUAGACGGAAAACUGUCUCGACUGCAGCUCUUCACAAAUAGGGGAGAGACUCUGAUGAAGCUUUGCAGAUAAACCUAUGUGCCUACACGGCUCGUAUGCUUGUUUGAACAGAAUUUCACCAACUCUCAACAGAAGAUGAUGAGAGAGAAUCUGUCAAUGCUUUGGAAAUCACAUACUGUUAAUACUGUGUGGCUGAAGCUUGUUCAAACUAAGUUGUGAUGCAUGACUGAGCUCUGCUUUCUGCUGACGCUAAAAGAUGCCAUGAUACUCUGAAGUUGACAUUGGAAACUUCGGUUGUAAGUCCUCAAACGAAUACCUUGGUGUUCUGAAUUUUAUUGUAUUUUUUCACCAGGCACUUGUCAUACUACAUGUUGGCACCUGUAGCUGUCCAAAAAGCAUUUUAAUGAGUAUCUUUGAAACCACUGUUGUCUGCUAGCCUUAUGCUAGCUAGUUUAUAGCUGAGAGCUGAAACCUUGAUACGUUUUGCCAUGAUGUGACAAGUGCCUGGCCAUGAAAGAUAACAAAUUCAAAAUGUUAAGGUGUACCUUUUGUCUAAUACUGCAUGCAAUAACCAAGACGAACAAUUGCUCAUUUUGUAUAUACAAUAUUUUGGGUUGGCAUACUUGGCACAGUAGAAGCCUAAUCUAGGAUUAAUUCUUUGUGUAGCUUUAAUGGUACCAGUUACUUUUCUUUACCAAGUUGACUGCAACUGUUUUCUUUUAAAAUGGUUUUCCAAUUCAUGGACUCUAGAAACAUUUAUUUAAGUCUUGUCGCUGUUAGCUUGGACAGGCUAACUUCAAUUAGCUAGCUUCCCUUUGCUCAGAACUAUGAUAUUGCGGUCAUUCUAUGGCGGCCAUUUGAAAUGGUUACAAAAGAGGACUUCACGUGCAAAAGGGGACUUCACGUGCUAAUUUCUUCACAUGCUAAAAACUGGCUGUCCGCAAUUAGCUUGUUUUAGUCCACAGGUUAGGCUUAUUCCUGCCCCCCCAGGUAUCCAGCCCACAGUCUUUUACAGUGUGCUCUUACUUUACUAUAGUCAGUCUGUUUUGAAUGGUUUUAUAUGUUUCUAUCUAUGAAAACUGUGUCAUUACAACUCUUUCCGGACAUCAGUGGAUUGUUUGUUAACAAGACAGACUCAUACAAUAUGUACAAUAGAGUAGUGCUUUUGAAAUAGAAUCAGUUUUAGAGUUCAGCCAGUGUUGCCCAAGUGGCUUUUUGGUACUUUGGUUUCAAAAAAUAUAGAAUCAGAACUCAGUAGAAACGACAUGCACUUCGUUGAAGGAAUUGCAAAAAACUAAUUUGUGGCUCGACAACUAAGCUGUUUCUAAAGUUAAAUUAAAUGUAACAGAAAAAUGAUUUUAAAUGAAACAAUAUUAAACAAGUGGCCAUUUAGAAGGUAGGGAGAAUCUAAUUAAAGACACAAAUCUGUUGCAUUAUGGGAUAUGUAGGAUCCAGUGUUUUUGGCGUUUGACCCAUUUUUUAAUCUGUCUCUUAUGAGUCACCGAACUUUAUGGAAUGGCAAUACUAAAUCGCUGGAGUACCUCUUCAUGAUUUUCUGAAGCUGCUACUACAGUAACAGAAUUCACCCAUGUUAACAGUUAAUAUUAGGACCAUAUUAGGUGAAUGAGAAGAGUAUUGGUAGAAACACACCCAGCCUGGCUCUACUACAAUAUAACUGCCUAAUAAAUGUAUAAUAUCUUUUUUUUAAAAGCCAUUCUAUUUUAAAUAUUAAUAAUGUAUUUAAAUAGUUUUCCAAGGUUGCUGAGGUGCCAUGUCUGCUCCCUGAGUUGUGAUUUUAUAUUCAAAAUCAUCAUGUAUCCCAGUUAACCUUGUGCAGUAGAGCUAAGAGCUAACAUUGUGAUCUGAGUAGUUUACCUGCUGUCUAUUGUGCACAUAUGUCAUAUCUGUAUCCUUCGCUAUACUUCUGCUAUAGUCCUCACUUGUUUUCUGUACUUAAACCGGUAGUUGGUUGAAUGUUUCUUACAGCAAUCAGAGAUUCAAAUGUUGUCACUAUACAGCUGCCAGCUUUUGUGGGAAAAAAACACAACACCUUGUCAGAAUUGUAUUAUACUAUACCUAAAAAUGGAAUUUUUUUUUUUUACUCAUUUACAUUGGAUUUUUCACCUUCUGGUUUUUAUCUGUUGACAGUUUUUACCCCAAGUUACUGCUUCUAAAGAGCGUGCUUUGCUUUUAAACAUAAAAUGAACACUUUUCUCUUUGUUCCCGCUUCGAUACAACUCAUAUUUCCAGACCUGUUUUACUGAAUGAUGACAGUGAUCUCUCAGCUCUUGUAUUAAGUUACAGUUGGAUCUGUAGACACAGAGCCUGUGGGAAGAAUACAGUGAUCUAACUGUAUACUCUACCUUAAUACAUGGGUAAGUGUUAAUUUAAAGACAACAAAUAUUUACUGUGCCAUUUUAAAUUGUCACCCCUGACAUUAACUGACAUUUGGUCCAUUAGACCCAGUUUUUAAAAAAUAAGCUGCAAUCUCAGUCUUGUAAAAAUCUCCCAUGAACUGAUACGCCUUACCCGGUGCACCUGAUUAAUGACUAUAGGGGAUUCUGACUUACUUGAGGUUGGACUUUUUGCAGCCGAUGCAGGCAAAGAGGAUGUUUCCGCUCAUGACUUAAAACUCCUCAGCCAAACAGUUCAAAGUUGCGUUGUUCUGUGUCUACGGAGCUGACAUUUCCAUCUACACUAAGUUAUUUCUACACUGCCUGUACAUCUGAAAUGUGUUAAAAACUGAGAGUAUCUGUCAUAAACUUUGAUUAAACUUGGUAUGUACUGUAUGUGCGAUCGCCUCUGCAGGCUUGCUUUAGAGAGCUAAAAAUUCCUUUUGCAGCCCCUGCAAUCAUCAGCUUGUAGCUAACAGCUGUGAGGCAGACAAUUUGUGCAAUGUUAAUUUAAAAUCCCAGCUGUUAUUGAGGCUCUGGCUUGAUUUCUAGCUUGAUUUAGAAAAGAUUUAUAUUUUAUACUUGUUUGAGGACAAACCCCAAUAAAUUUUGAUCAAAAGAUCUUGUGAGCAA
Messenger RNA from Siniperca chuatsi (mandarin fish), 9040 nucleotides. Its product is annotated as zinc fingers and homeoboxes protein 1-like. Gene Ontology annotation, cellular component: nucleus. Lineage: Eukaryota; Metazoa; Chordata; Actinopteri; Centrarchiformes; Sinipercidae. The coding region runs from base 809 to 3571 and encodes 920 amino acids. Gene Ontology annotation, molecular function: DNA-binding transcription factor activity, RNA polymerase II-specific; DNA binding. Gene Ontology annotation, biological process: regulation of transcription by RNA polymerase II. The transcript is spliced from 8 exons. The record is from RefSeq and is a predicted model, not a curated record.